Molecule: messenger RNA, 717 nt
Organism: Mesocestoides corti
Lineage: Eukaryota; Metazoa; Platyhelminthes; Cestoda; Cyclophyllidea; Mesocestoididae
Source: the annotation of a GenBank genome assembly
AUGGUUGGAAAACGUGGAAAGAGGGGCUCUACCAAUGAUACCCUCGUACCUUGUGGCCCUGAUGAGGUUCGGAUGGAAGACGGAACUGUAAGAAUUAUGACCGAGACGGAAUUACUUUCCAGGCGGAUUGACGACGCCACGGAAGAGUCUCUCGAUGCAACACGGCGAAUGAUGGCCAUGUGUGAAGAGGCCAAAGAGGCUGGCAUUUCCACAUUGGUCAUGCUAGACGACCAGGGCGAACAAUUGGACCGCAUUAACGAGGGCAUGGACCAGAUCAACGAGGACAUGAAGGACGCGGAGAAGAACUUGGACGAUUUAAACAAGUGCUGCGGUCUGUGCGUGCUGCCAUGGAAUAAACGAAAGGGCAAGGGAGACUUUGCCAAACAACUGAAGGACGAGGACGGCUUCAGCGGAGGCGAUGGGCCAAGAAUCAUCGUUGACCAAAACGGCAUGGGCCCGACCGGUGGCUACAUUACCAGGAUAACUAACGACGCCCGUGAGGAUGAAAUGGAUCAGAAUAUGCAGGAAGUCGCAGGCAUGAUUGGUAAUCUGCGCAACAUGGCCAUCGAUAUGGGCAGUGAAAUCACGCAACAAAACACGCAGGUGGAACGCAUCCACCUAAAGGUGAGGUUGCUUGUUUCUUCUCUUUUGCGUGUUCCAUCCCCCCACUGCAUUGUUGUGUUCAGGCCACCUUGUGCAGCUAUUUUAGCCGACUAA